AGGCGAGUGUUGUCGUCUCAAUUCGUCGCCUCAUCGGUUUCGGUUCUGCCCUUUCGGACUCGGUGGGACGACUGGGUAAAGAGCGGAUAGGAAAACUCUCUAGGAACCAGAUUGACAAGCUCCGGUGACGCAAACUCGUUGGCCACUUCCAGGCGUGCUUCCUGUUCAUUCAUCCGACUCGAAGGAGGGAAGUAAAAGUGUUUUCCCCUUCUGUGUUCAUCUCCGGAUAUACCUCGCCUCCAUCGAACCGGUACUCAGUGGAUUAACUCUCUCUUUAUUUUUUCCUGCGGUGAAUCACUUGUCCAUCUACUGUUCACUGCUGCCUUGGCUUGUGGGUACCUCCUUCGAACCACCCAGCCUUGCUUGCUCUGAAGGAAAAAAGAAAACACAAGCUUUCUUCCGCUCUUCAUUGUAUCUUUUUUUUUUUUUGGAGGGGAAAAGAUCACUUUUUGUUGACGAUUGUGAAUUACAGUGUACUUUGCGGAUUCUCUUCAACCUUUGCGUUUGGGAAUACGGUUUGAACUCCUUCCUUCCUCCCUCUCCCUCUCACUCUGAACUUGCGACCCGGCGAACUUCUUACGACUACGCAACAAUGCUGACAUGUGGAAUAGGUAUCCACUGAUAACUGCCUUGGUGUUAAUGAGAGCAUCGUGCUUCCUAUCGACGACUUGAGGCCGAACCAAGUACAUUUUCGAUUCACCCCAAUUCUUCGGAGAUCCUUCGACCUGGCUGCGCUAUCUUCGGGAGAAUUUCUGCUUCUCAGUGAGUUAAAGCUUCUGCCAACGAUCAGGGCACGGGAUAUAGUUUUACUCACGGCUAAAGUCUCGUUCCACGCAUCCACCAAUCAGUCUUGAGAACUCCUUAGGGAAACAAAUUCCACCCCCCAAUUUCAAAUCAACCUCUCCAAUAUCUGGGCUCGAGCCCUGAAGGGCUUACUAGGUCGUUGGAUUGCGUUUCUCUGUGGAUUGGGUCGCUCUUUUUCUACGAUCCUAGAUUCCCCGGCGUCUCGUCAAUCUGACUACAUUCUUUCUCGCAAGCCUGGUCUGAUUUAUCAGCCUCGCUUGAACUUUUAUCAGAGCCCUUCUUUCGAGCAUGGCAGCAGAUAAUAUCGUGCUUCAAUCGACAACCAGCCCGAACUCUCCUCCAAUGUCGUCCUCUUAUACUGGAGUGAACAAUAGUGGUAUGGCUUCACCUGUCUGCGUCCGUGCCAUACGAUCCUUUGCCAUUCACUGGAUGUGCACCGUGCCGUCUUUGCUGACCACUUUGCUUUUAUCGUUUUUUGUUAGGCAACAAAACUCAGCCACCCCCACCGCCUCCACCCAAGACGGAUAAACCCAGACCUCAUGUCUGUGCAACUUGUUCGCGUUCAUUCGCACGUCUAGAACAUCUCAAGCGCCAUGAGCGCUCCCACACAAAGGAGAAGCCAUUUGAGUGCCCAGAGUGUACACGCUGUUUUGCUCGCAGGGACCUGCUUCUCAGGCACCAGCAAAAAUUGCACAUGACAACGACUCCCAGCAGUCGCCCAAGAGCCAGCGGUCGGAGAGAAAGCACAAGUUCAGUAACGUCCACUAACCCCGGGAGGGUCAGGAAGAACUCAAUUUCUACCACUGCCACUGGCCCGGUUAGUCAUGGUGAUGGUGGGGCUUCCGCUAUGAGGGCUAGGCCUAGGGCGAAUACCAUUGCCCACGUAGACUCCUCAACCCUUGGGAUGAUUGCAGCUGCCAAUGCGAAUGUGAACCGCGGGAGAAGUAAUAGCAGUGCUCAAGGUAGUAUGGGCGGCACCGGCAUAGGUUCUUUGAAUCAUGAAGAAACCAGGUAUGUCUUUCCGAAGAAUACCCGACCAUGGGGUGCCUGGGCUCAUGCGGAACCUAGGCACUCAGUACCCAAGAUUGACACAUCAUUGUCUUCUUUGGAUCUGGGUGGGAUGAUGCCUCGCUCUGCCUCCAUGCUUCCUUCUGAAUAUGAACUUGAUGGCCUGUUGUUUGGAGGAACUGUCAAUCCGGCAGCGUUGCACUUCAAUAUGUCUCCCCUCCAGCAGCCCAUUGGGACGCCAACUUCACCUUUCGGGCCCCCAUUCCCCGGCCUUGAUUCUUCGUAUUAUAUCGAAGAUGAUGAUGACUACGAAUGGAUGAAUCCUCUUGGCGGUGGAAGCCUUAUGGAUCCCGUUGACCAGUCAUCCCCCAGUGCUUUCAGUACCACCUCGGCCAGUGGAAUCAGUGAAGUUAUUCUUAAUGAGAAUCCAGGGUGGGGCGGUCAGAUGGGUAUGGGUGCGGGUUCCGGAAAUUCCAUCAAUUUUAAUUCUCCGAAUGAUUUCUCGGGAUCGAAUUUUCAUCAUGAGACACCACCACCACCGGGAACCAUCUCCCCCAAAACUCUUUUGGCUCAACAAUCGUCCCAUGAAAAUUACUACUCUGGCCCGCUUUCCAUCUCACCCUCUACCAUGGGCCACCACUUCCCACCAUUCAACAAUAAUCACCAGUAUGGUCCUAACAAUCGCACAUCUUCGGCCACCUCCCUGCAUAGCAACGGCGGAUCAUCCAUGACCUCGCUCUCUGCCGAAUCCGUGACAGAUGCUACUCGAGGAGCAUUGCUGGCAACGCUCGCGCAAGCCUCUGGUGUUUUCAAUAACCAGGGCGCCCAGACCUAUCAACCUCCCCGUGUUCACCAACGGCGCUACUCAACAUCCACACAACCAGCACCGGGAACUACCAGUUUUUCCCCAUUUGUCGGGAAGGCUACCGGUCUGCCCAGCACUGCCGAUCUCCAGCGAUAUGUUGGGGCUUAUAUCAAAUAUUUUCAUCCGCAUCUCCCCUUCCUCCAUAUACCGACGCUCAAUUUCAACUCCCCGGCAUUCACCACUAGCGUCAAGGGUGGUCAGCGCAGCAGCGGGAUUAUCGGGGGUGGUGGGUGCCUCGUUUUGUCCAUUGCCGCGAUCGGUGCCCUCUACGAGUUCGAACAAACCGCCGCCCGUGAUAUCUUUGAGGCGUCCAAGAAGACAAUUCAAAUUUUCCUUGAAGAUCGUAGAAAGGCCGAUGCCACUGCUGCUCUUAGUGGUCUCAAUACUAAUAAUGGAGGCAGUGGUGAUAGUGGGACCAACACUCCCGUUUGGCUUGUGCAGGCUAUGCUUUUGAACGUCAUUUACGGAUUGCAGUGUGGAGACAAAACUGCUUGCGAAACCGCCGUCACCCACUGCGCAUUAUUGGUCAGUUUGGCUAGGGCUGCCGGUUUGACUAGACAGCCUCAUGUGUCCACUACGCAAACUUUCAAGCAAGAAGACGGGGACAUUCGUAUGGGUGACUUAGAAUCAUAUGGUGGUAGUGUGGGCAGCGAUGGUUGGGGCGGAAUUAACAUCAAGAUGGAGCCGGAUGAAAAUGUAGAGUGGUCGAGCUGGGUCAUUGCCGAGGAGCGGAAACGAACCUUGUACGCCGUUCACUUCUUAUCGAGCCUGCUUGUUGCGGCGCACAACUUGUCUCCUGCGCUCAUGAAUAACGAGAUCCGCUGUGACUUGCCAUGCGACGAGGAGCUUUGGUCGGCCGGGACCGCUGCGUUAUGGAAAUCCCGUGGCGGUCUGGCCUUGGCAUCACAAAACUCGGUCAAUUUCACCAGUGCUCUUACCGGGCUCUUGUCUGCCGGCCAGCAAACAUAUGGCUCCCCAGGGCAAUUCCAAAACUUUACCAAUGGUCAGCAGGGAGGUGUUCCCCCAUAUCCACCCUCAGGGAUUAUUCCAAGCACCUUUGGGUGCCUAGUCUUGAUUUGCGCACUUCAUGUCUAUAUUUGGGAGACGAGACAAAGACACCACUCUCGCCAUUGGACGUCAUCUGAGGCUGAGGUAAUGCACGCCCACAUCGAGCCUGCUCUCAAGGCAUGGCAAGCUGCCUGGUACAGCAGCCCCCAUCAUAGCAUUGAGAGGCCCAACCCGUACGCGAUGGGCCCCCUAUCAGCCGAUUGUAUCCCUCUGCUUGACCUCGCUUACAUUCGCUUGUUUGUCGAUCUUGGCAGAGCCAAAGAAUUCUUUUGGGCUAGAGACUAUGAAGCCAUGGCCGAAGAGAUUGCGAGAGGGUGGGAGAAUGCUCAGAACAACUCUCCGUCGAGUGCUUCUUCUAUCUCUGCGCAUUCCGACUCGUCCUUCUCCGGUGCAAUUUCACCCACGUCGUCUCCCGCUUCCCAAUCCCCAUCGCCAAACCUACGGCCAAUUAAGAUCGAACCCGGAGCAGCUCCUCGAUACUCCGCGAGCAGCAAUGGCAUGAACGUUGAUUCUUCAAGUGCCUCCACAAAGAGAGAAAAACAUCUUCGAAAGGCCGCUUUCUACGCUGCCGAUUCUCUUGCUAUGUCAGAUACCCUCGGUGCUUCAUCCUCUUCGGCUACCGCUUGCCGGGAACUUCCCAUCCAAUCGGCGCUGUGCACAUUUGACUGCGCCCAGGUACUUGCUGAGUGGAUUGCUACAGUGCAGGAACGUGUUAACCCUUAUAUGGGUGCUCUUGGGAGUGACGAGUGCAACAUGGCAAGCCUUGAAGGACUGGUGAUGCUUGAACAUGAGGACCGAAAGUUACUCACUAAGGUUAUGGAGAUGUUGAGAAACGCCGAGAUGAAGAUGUCUAUUGAUUGGAAUAACAACCCGAAUAGCAAAGGGAAUAACAUUCUGAGAGCCGAUGCUGGUCUGGGAUCCAAGGUGCUCAAUGUGAGCGCGUACUUGCUUGACAAGGUUGUCAUCUGGCCUGGUAUGUUUUUCCCCUCUGUUUAUAGUUGCCAGAUCGACAUCUAACCUUGUUCCAGCCACGCGCCUUAUGGCCCAAGCUCUUCGCGCACAAUCCGAGCACAUGGAAGCACGCGUCAAGCAUGGCGGCCUCACCCACUAG
Tuber aestivum (summer truffle) is the source of this 4856-nucleotide messenger RNA. The record is from the annotation of a GenBank genome assembly. Lineage: Eukaryota; Fungi; Ascomycota; Pezizomycetes; Pezizales; Tuberaceae.